CAAAGCAAUUUCGACUUCUACGUCCCAUUUCCACCUUCCACCUAUUUGCACCUAUUUUAUUAGUGACUGUAAUAAAUGACGUGUUAAAAUUGUUUUUAAACAGAUAAGACUUUGUUUCUGUAACCAUGAAUGUAAAUAACUCGAUGCCGGAAGAAUACGAGCCUUCUCUUAAAAAUAUAAUUGAACAACGAUCAUUGCGAUGGAUAUUUGUUGGUGGUAAAGGCGGAGUUGGUAAAACUACAUGCAGUUGCUCCUUGGCCGUACAGUUGUCCAAAGUGAGGAAAAAUGUACUUAUCAUAUCGACAGAUCCAGCACAUAAUAUUUCCGAUGCUUUUGAUCAGAAAUUUAGCAAAGUUCCAACGAGAGUAAAGAGUUUCGAGAAUCUGUUUGCUAUGGAAAUAGAUCCAAAUGCUGGCCUUACCGAAAUGCCUGAAGAAUACUUUGAAAGUGAUUCUGAUGGAGAAGCAAUGAGAUUGAGCAGAAGUGUAAUGCAAGAAAUUAUAGGUGCAUUUCCUGGUAUAGAUGAGGCAAUGAGUUAUGCAGAAGUUAUGAAGCUUGUCAAAGGAAUGAACUUUUCAGUUGUUGUGUUUGAUACUGCACCAACUGGUCAUACUUUGAGGCUACUAUCAUUUCCACAAGUUGUUGAGAAGGGUUUGGGAAAAUUAAUGAAAUUAAAGGCGAAGAUUGGUCCUUUUAUUACACAGAUAAGCUCAUUGUUGGGUAUGACAGACUUCAAUGUAGAUACAUUUUCCAACAAAAUAGAGGAAAUGCUUACUGUCAUUAGGCAAAUCAAUGAACAAUUUAGAACUCCUGAUCAAACAACUUUUGUUUGUGUAUGCAUAGCAGAGUUCUUGUCUUUGUACGAGACUGAGCGGCUUGUACAGGAACUUACUAAGUGUGAAAUCGAUACACAUAACAUUAUAGUAAAUCAGCUGCUAUUUCUCAAAGAUAAAGAUGCAUCCUGUAGACUCUGCCUAGCUAGACAUAAAAUACAAGAUAAAUAUUUAGGACAGAUAAUGGAUUUGUAUGAAGAUUUUCAUAUAACAAAACUUCCCUUAUUAGAAAAAGAAGUUCGUGGAGUCACACAAGUCAAAGAGUUUUCAGAAUAUCUUGUUAAGCCAUACGAGCCUUAAUAUCUAUAAAGUUGAUACUUAAUUAGAACACAACUUUAAAUAUAAUCAAAAGUUUUUGUAACCUGAUAAAAUCUUAUAUAUAUUGCGAAAUUUAUAUAAGAGGUAAUAUUUUUAUUUAUAAUAUGUUCCUUUGCAUGUAAACGCUUGGCUUUGGUAUCUACACAUUAAAUAUUUACAUUUCGUUAAGAUCGUAUGAAUUUAAAUCCUUUAUACCACCAGUAUGUUACAAGAGAGAAGCACAGGAAAGUAAUAUAUUUGAGUAGUUUCUAAUUUUUUUAUUUAAAAAUAUUGGUAAGAAAAAGGCUAUCAAUUAAUCACAGAAACUUCUCUACCAAUUUGGACAAAUGCACUUAUGGCCUGCUCCACAUCGUUCUCUGUGUGUGCAGCACUGAUCUGAACACGUAUUCUCGCUUUAUCCUUUGGUACAACAGGAUAACUAAAACCAAUUACAUAAAUGCCUUUUUCUGCAAAAAGAUAGAUUAAUGUUUAUCCGUUCGAAUGUUAAGUAGAGAACUGUAUUGUAAAAUACAUACUAAUCAUCUUAUCAGCAAAUUCGUUAGUUAAUCUUGCAUCUCCUAACAUGACAGGACAGAUAGGAUGAUUAUCACCACUGAUUGUAAAACCCGCUGCCUUCAUACCGUUUCGGAACAAAUUCGUAUUGUUCUUCAAUCUGUCCAAAAACUCGGUAGACUCUGUUAUGAGAUCCAUGACCUAUGCAAAAGGAACAUUAACAUUAUUUAUAGUCCAUAUUAUUAUUUAAAAGAUAGGCACAGAACCUCGGCGUACUUUGUUAGCUGAUGCGACCACAGACGGAGGUAAUGAAUUUGAAAAUAAAUACGGUCUGCUGCGUUGUCUUAGCAAAUCAAUUAAUUCUUUUACACCAGUCGUGUAGCCACCAGCUGCUCCACCGAGAGCUUUUCCUAGCGUCGAGUUAAUAAUGUCAAUACUUCCCAACUCAUUAAAAUAAUCUUCCGUGCCUCUGUAAUUAAAACAAUGUUCAUAUACGUAGAUAUGAAAAUAUAUGUGUAGAGACUAA
Messenger RNA from Megalopta genalis, 2169 nucleotides. RefSeq names its product ATPase ASNA1 homolog. Lineage: Eukaryota; Metazoa; Arthropoda; Insecta; Hymenoptera; Halictidae. Gene Ontology annotation, biological process: tail-anchored membrane protein insertion into ER membrane. The record is from RefSeq and is a predicted model, not a curated record. Gene Ontology annotation, molecular function: ATP binding; ATP hydrolysis activity. Gene Ontology annotation, cellular component: GET complex.